Molecule: messenger RNA, 2046 nt
Organism: Tupaia belangeri chinensis (Chinese tree shrew)
Lineage: Eukaryota; Metazoa; Chordata; Mammalia; Scandentia; Tupaiidae
Gene: TFB2M
Product: transcription factor B2, mitochondrial
Exons: 9
Coding region: 1-1236 (411 amino acids)
Biological process (GO): rRNA methylation; transcription initiation at mitochondrial promoter
Cellular component (GO): mitochondrial matrix
Molecular function (GO): mitochondrial transcription factor activity; rRNA (adenine-N6,N6-)-dimethyltransferase activity
Source: RefSeq, a predicted model, not a curated record
AUGCGCAGUAGGCGAGGAUGUGGGUCCCAGUGGCGGGGCGGCCUCCUGGCGGGGCUUCCUCUGCGGCUGGCGAUCUCAGCUUUAGUGGGCGCUGGUCGCUUUUGCGUUUUGGGGUCCGGAGCGGCGACGCGGAAGGACUGGCCUGCAGUUUCCUGCCGUGGGUUGUCUGACUUCCAACCGCAGGUAUUGCCUAGUCUGGAUUUCAAUGAGUCGCCCUCCUGGGUGUCCAAGUGCCGGUUAGAGCCCAAGCGUUACGUAACCAAUCGGAGAUUGGCUGAGACCUUGGCUCAGAUCCUGCGGGGGAAACGAAAAAAACCUCGCCACCUAUUUCUGGAGUGCAAUCCAGGUCCUGGAAUCCUGACUCAGGCAUUACUUGAAACUGGUGCCAAAGUGGUUGCCCUUGAAAGUGAUAGAACUUUUAUUCCACAUUUGGAGUCCAUAGGAAAAAAUGUGGAUGGCAGACUUGAAGUGUUCCACUGUGACUUCUUUAAAAUGGAUCCUAGAAAUUGUGGAUUAGUAAGACCCCCCAUUAUGAUUUCCCACAUGCUGUUUCAGAACUUGGGAAUAGAAGCACUUCCUUGGUCAGCAGGUAUCCCUUUAAAAGUUAUUGGAAUCUUCCCAAUUAAAAGUGAAAGAAAGGCACUUUGGAAACUUAUAUAUGACCUAUAUUCCUGUACUUCUAUAUAUGGACAUGGACGCAUAGAACUAAAUAUGUUUAUUAGUGAAAAAGAAUACAAGAAACUAAUGGCCAAUCCCAGAAAUCCAAACCUCUAUCAGGUAUUAAGUGUGCUCUGGCAAGUAGCUUGUGAGAUUAAGCUUCUGCACGUGGAACCUUGGUCAUCAUUUGAUAUAUACACCCAAAAUGGGCUCCUGGAAAAGCCGAAACGUAGGGAAUUAGUAGAGCAAAUACAGCAAAACCUGUAUUUUAUCCGGAUGACUCCUCGUAGAAAUUUAUUUACAGAAAACUUAACACCUAUUAACUAUGAUGUAUUUUUUCACAUGGUAAAGCACUGUUUUGGGAAGCGCAGUGCCAAGCUAAUAGAUCAUUUACGUUCAUUGAGUCCAGUUGAUGCAAUGGAUAUAUUGACACAAAUAGGAAAAAAUGAAAAAGUGAAAAUAAGUAGUAUAUAUCCUCAAGACUUCAGACGGCUUUUUGAAACCAUAGAGCAUUCCAAAGAUUAUACCUAUAAAUGGCUAUAUGAUGACAGCAUGGAAGACAAUCGUGUAGAGAAUUAGAAUGUUAAGACAUUAGCUGAAGCCGUUUAUUUAUUUGACAAAUAUGACUCGAAUAAGAAAGAAUUAAGCUUGAGAAGUUCACAUCUUUUCAAUGGAAGAUAACUGUUCUUGUUUCACACAGGGUUAGGCAGAUCAUUUCUUCUGAAGUUGAUACCAAUAGAUAAUAUUAGUGGCUGCUGUUUUAUUCACAACUGAGUAAAAUGAAAAGUUCAACUAAUUGUGGGUUUGAUCAGGAUUGAGACUUGUUUUGUUUUAAAUUCUUAUCUACUAUAAACACGCUGGUAGUUGUAGGAUAUUACAUUACCAGUUGAAAAUUAAGUCUACUUUUAUAAGUCCUUUUGGCUAAAUACCCUACAUUGUAUUUCACUUACACCAUUGCUGAUUUUUUGCAUUUCUGGGGGAGCAAAAGAGAUUGUACAUUAUUAAGCUAAGAAAGUAAAUUAGAGCCAGCAGGUAGCAUGGAGAUUAAGAUAGCUGGGUACUACAUGGAAGACUGUGCAGUUCAAAUCCUGGACCUGGCAGCUUAAAAAUCACACCAGACGUGUGUGGGUAUGUGCCCAAAGUUCUGAGAUGGAAAUAGAGUUGAGAAGGGAUUUCAGUGUAGCCAUCCCCUGGGGGGUGAUUUUUCACUUUCCCUUUGUCUCUUGUUCUCAGCAAGCAUAUGGCGCCUUAUAGCAAACUGAGAAAAAAAAAGUAAAAGAAAGUAAAUUCUACUGAUUUAAGUGGUUUGUUUUACCUUUCAGUUUGUUGAAAUGUAUUAUCAAGUACUGUAUAUGAAAUUAUUUAAAUUUUAAUAUGUUUUAAUAUGAU